Molecule: messenger RNA, 609 nt
Organism: Peronospora matthiolae
Lineage: Eukaryota; Oomycota; Peronosporomycetes; Peronosporales; Peronosporaceae
Source: the annotation of a GenBank genome assembly
AUGGACGAUGCUUUGCGUCGCAGCAUCUUUGGUUCAUCUGAUGAAUCAGAUGAACCAUCGCCAGAAGGGCGCUCGAGGUCGCGAGACUCGGGCGCUAAUAGUGGUGUCGGUUCUCCUAUGGACACCAAUUCACAGCGAGGUGCCAGUACUUCUUUCGGCACGUCGCAGGAAGAGCGGGACCGCAAUGUCUUGCGUCUCGCUCCUGAGAAGAAGGCAUGGAUGCCUCCUAAAUCCGUCAUGGAUCACUUGUCGGCGACGACGAGUGAUCGUUAUCGAACACGAUUGUUCGAUUCGUCAAGGAUCCAUCACCUUGACCCCAGCGCGAAAGACUAUCGCGCUGAACACGAAUUCUUCAUCGAUGCUUUCUUCAGACAUCGAUGGUACAGUGGGAAUCACAAACGUGAUGGUCCCUCACUACUUCAGGCGUGGAACGCCUACAUCCAUAACCUCGAGGAUGUAGGUCGUGACGCUUGGAACGACAAACUUAUCAAAGCUCGUGAUAAGUUUGAAAGCGAACCCCGACAGGUGCACGCUACAAGCUGCAUCGUCUGUCAAGGGAGAAAGGAUUACCCUGCCUCUCUUGGGGAGACUCGUGCCCAUGUUGUGUGA